UGAUAACACAUCUACAAACAGAUCAUAAUAAAAUGAAUUCUUUGGUAUUGGUUUGUAUGGCUCUGAUUGCCACCACAUACGCAUCCGUCAUUUCUUUGGGUGUUAUUAAUCCGAAUCACGGUGGAUCCGUUGGACCAAGUGGAAUUGUAACCGGAAUUGGGGCGAGAGGACCAUCAGGAUCUGUAACUGGAUUAGCUGCAGUUGGACCUGCUGGUAUCGUAACUGGAGCUGGUGCCGUGGGACCAACAGGACCAAAUGGUCAUGGAGUUAUUGGAAUCGGUCCAUUGGGUGUUGGACCAGCUGUUCUUGGAGGUAUUGGCGCUGGAGUUGGUAUCGGCGCUGGUGUCGGUAUCGUUGGACCAGUUGGAUUAGGAUUGGGACCAAUUGGUGUGGUUGGACCAGCAGCACCAGGCGUUGUUAUCAAAGGUCCGGUCGUGGGACCAACUGAAAUCAUUGGACCAUCUGCUGGAGUCGUUGUUCAGCAACCUGCUAUUGCCAGUGGUCUCUUGGGGCUUGGCGGUCUUGGCCAUAUUGUGUCCGUUGGUGAACAUGGAUGGUAAUUAUAGAAU
This is a messenger RNA of Nicrophorus vespilloides, 569 nucleotides long. RefSeq names its product collagen alpha-2(I) chain-like. The record is from RefSeq and is a predicted model, not a curated record. Lineage: Eukaryota; Metazoa; Arthropoda; Insecta; Coleoptera; Silphidae. The transcript is spliced from 2 exons. Bases 33 to 560 code for a protein of 175 amino acids.